ACUGUGCCGGCAGGUGUCGCUGUUCUCCAGUGUCACCCAACUCAACUCACUGAACUCGCUUGUAAAACCUGCUUCUGUCGUGGGUUUAGUUUCCCUCUCUGGGUGUUGACGGAGCUGAGUGUCUCAGAGUUGUGUGGUUUGUUUCUCUUCACUUGAGUAUUUCAGCAUUUUCCGUGAAUGUUUGGGGUGAAGAGGGAUAAAACCCGGGUAGCGCAGUUCUCCGCUGACGUCAUGACGCAGCGCGCAGCCGAGUCUGUUUCGAUUGGACCGUUCCCAGAGAGGAAGAGAGCGCCCUCGCCUCGCCUGCGGAGCAGAGAUGGCGCCGCGCUUCCCUCCCAUGGAAUCCGAGGAUGCGUGACGAGUGUCCUCGGCGCUCUUGGCAUCCCGACGUUUCCUAGCGCCGCAGGUGCCAGACAUGGGGAAGGACGGCGGCGAGGGCGGCGGGGCGAACCGAUGCGCCUUCAAAUGGACUAAAGAGCAAACCGAGGUCUUCAUCCGUCUGCGAGCCAAACACAGUGCUCUCUUCACUGGAGGGAGAGACACGGCAGCUAAUGGCUACAGAACUAUUCUGGAGGAGAUGGGCUUAGUGGGCAAAAUAAGUAACCUGCAGGCAAAAAAGAAGUGGGACAACCUGAAGAUGAAAUACAAAGAGUGCAAGUGUCCCCCUAAAGGAUGGGGGUCCGAAGACGUGCUGCCCACCCCGGCCACAUGGCCCUGGUUUGACCUCAUGGACCAGGCUCUGGGACAGGGCUCGUCCCUCAUGCCCGUCUGCCUGAUCGCCUCCAUCCCCGAGGACACGCCGGGCCUGCGCUCCGUGCAGCCUGCCGAGCAGGCGGAGGCGGAGGGGGAGGAGGAGGAGGAGGAAGACGGGAAGGAGGAAGCAGAAGUGAAAGAGGAGGAAGAGGAGCGAGGCAGCGGCAGCAGCAGCAGCAGAAAUUCCCUGGCCCCACGGGGGAGGAAGAGGAGGUGGGAGGAAGACCCCUUCAUCACCCUGUACAGGGAGGAGCUGAAAUACCAGCGGGAGAUGGAGGAGAGGCGGGCGGCGGAGGCCAACAGACGCGCCGAGCGCUUCUUUGACUUGAUGGAGAAGCUCAUUAAAAAAUAAUUUCUCACAAAAACCUGACGUGAACCUCAUGAAUGGAGAGACGAGGGUAUGAACAGAAGCUCCCCGUCCUGUGCAUGAGGCACCUUCUGCCUGCAGAGAGACGCAGGCGGCACACAGAUCACAGUUGCUCAUCUCAGUGAAUCGCACCAAAUAUGAGAGUGAACUGAAGACGCAAGUUGAUGAAGGAAGAGCAACGUGUAUUUUCAGACAACCCAUUUGACAUGGUGUCUCACAGGGCUUCUUCCGUGAUGAAUAUGAACACUGAACAUAUGACACGCUACAAGAACCUGUCGCCUGGCAAAACCCUUCUGGAGUGAGCGUAUAGUGAGGAAGACUUGACAGCCUCAAACCGGUCCUCAGAGGGCAGCAGUGUGGUGCAGGUGUCCGUUCCUGCCAGGUGUCUGAAGACUGUCAGCGGUUGGGUUGUGAGUCAGGUGCCAGGCUUUUAGCUAGGAUUGUGAAACGGGGCGUCCAAAACCCCGCCCCCAAGCCAUAACCCCGCCCCCUCCCAACACACCACGUCAAUGACUGACAACUAACCACUUGCUUUGUAACAAACACAGCUGUAAACAUCUAUUUGUCCCAAAAUAACUUAAUAAACAACAGACAAACAAGCAUCUGAGUCAAAUAACACGGUAACACUGUGAGAUGCAGGGGUCUCUGGGCGACUGUUUUACUUGACUGACCCUCAUUCAUUUAAAUAAUAACAAUAAUAAAAACAUGUUGAUGAUGAUUCCUUCCCUCACUACAAGCCAUGGUGUGUCCAGCCUUGUGUCUCCGUCUUGUUCCAUAUAUUGAUGCCAGAUAAGCAGUUGUUUUCAGCUGUGAUGCUAAACUGUCACCACCACAACAUUCAUUUAUCAUGGCUUGUCGCGUGAUUCAGUCAGUAGAACGACGGGAAUUCUCAUCCCUGUGAAGCUAUUUUGCUCACAUUCUGAAAGGGCUGUGUGUUCGUCCGCCUGCCGCUGGGAUGCGGUGAGCGGACGAACACGCAGAAAAUUCCCAUUAGAAAGCAAUGAGUUAGUUUCGUGAAGGACUGUUUCAAUUUUGGAACUGAUCUGCGGUUUCCUCCUGUUAGCAGCGUCACACAUCCCAUCAAGAGCAGCUUCCAUCACGCCA
Synchiropus splendidus (mandarinfish) is the source of this 2224-nucleotide messenger RNA. Its product is annotated as nucleoplasmin-like protein ANO39. Bases 416 to 1105 code for a protein of 229 amino acids. The transcript has 4 exons. The record is from RefSeq and is a predicted model, not a curated record. NCBI's taxonomy places the organism in Eukaryota, Metazoa, Chordata, Actinopteri, Syngnathiformes, Callionymidae.